Molecule: messenger RNA, 1542 nt
Organism: Rosa rugosa (rugosa rose)
Lineage: Eukaryota; Viridiplantae; Streptophyta; Magnoliopsida; Rosales; Rosaceae
Product: probable calcium-binding protein CML46
Exons: 1
Coding region: 932-1507 (191 amino acids)
Molecular function (GO): calcium ion binding
Source: RefSeq, a predicted model, not a curated record
AUUUCACUUCCUGUAAUUAUUAUUAUAAGUCAUAAUUUGCACACCGGCUCAUUUUAACAUAAGUUCAAUAAAAUUAAAAAUUUAGACUAAAAUUAGUGAACGUGCUCUCUGAAAGUGCGGUUAGGGUAGGCUUGCCACCAAUUAUACGCAGAGGACCGCUCAAGACCCCAGACCAUGGCUUCCCUUCUCGCACGUCUGAAUCAAUGACUUGUGUGGAAAGGCUACACACUUCAGAUUCCAGGAGACUCGAUGACAAUUUCCUUAGCAGGCGUCUAUAAUUGACUUUGUUAACGUCCAUAUGGUGCUUUGCUAACUUGUCACAGACAAAGACAGUUAACUCAAACGUAAAAACCAUAAAAUAAGUAGGAAAAUGCGCACACCAUAAUAAACAAUGCCUGCACAAGCAAUAGAAAAGGAACAGCCGCCCUGAAAAUCAAAUCUAACUUCCCAGAAACUUUCACUAUUUCCCAUUCCAUUAACUUAGUCAAUCGGCCUGAGUAUUCCUAGCACCAUCCCACAUAAGACAAAGAGGCAGAGCCAAGCCAAACCAAGCAGGCUAGGCCUGCAUGACCCACCACCUCAAAUCUCUCUCAAAUUCUUAACACUGGAACUUCCUGUCAACAUUCCAAAAUGUAUAACACAAGUGCUUAUUAGGUGACCAGUUCUUCAUAUACUUUUCCACCAAAGACCCGCGAUGGCACACAGCAUCUUCCCCCAUAUUAUGGGGCUUGACCAAAAUGGUGUCUUCAAAUGCAAGACUCAAAUCUUGGUCUAUAUAAGACACCAUGCACCUUAUCUAUUCAUAACUCAAAUCGUUGAUGUAAACUUAAAUCCUUCUCUCAUCAUUUCCUGCUUUUGUGCUUUGCAUAGACUUGAGAAUCUGAACUUGUUUUUCGACUAGCAUUAAUAUCGACGACCAGCAUCUAUUACAAUGGAGAAGACAUCAUCAACAUCCUCUUCACCAUUUCUUGUUUUGAUUGGUACAAUCUUGUUACAAUCGAUUGCUAACUGGUUACGUAGAAUUCAGGAGCUCUUUUUUAGAUUUCAGUCUUUUCUCCUAUUCCAGUAUACCUGUGAUAACUCAAAGGUUCGGGAUGAGAAGAACUUGGAUUCGGAGUUGAGCCAGCUGCCAAAGCUAUGUGAAAAGAAGGAUGAUGGUAGCUUGAGCAGAGAAGAUGUGAACAUGGUGAUGGGAAACUUGGGAAUUUUUUGCAGUUCAGAAGGGGAGGAACUACCUGAAUCAUUCUGUUCUGCUGAGCUUUCAGGGCUGUUUGAUGAGAAUGAGCCGAGCUUGGAGGAAGUCAAACAAGCUUUUGAUGUGUUUGAUGAGAACAAGGAUGGGUUUAUCGAUGCAAGAGAGUUGCAGAGAGUUCUCUGUAUAUUGGGCUUGAAGGAAGGUUCAAAGCUAGAAGACUGCCAGAAAAUGAUCGAGACAUUUGAUGAAAACAGAGAUGGAAGGAUAGAGUUCUUUGAAUUUGUAAAAUUUAUGGAGGCUAGCUUUUGCUAAACUAUUUUUUUAAAGGAACAAUUAUCAUUCCCGCA